AGCAGCGCCACCAUCGGACUGCGAUUGACGAACGAUUUCGACCGCCACGACCACCACGAACACAGGGUUGUUUUUGUUGCAAUAAUUUUGUUGAAAUCUGAUUUUGGACUGAAAAUGUAACAUAUGGAAAAAAGCCCGCGGGCCAGCCCGCCAGCUUGCGGGCCGGGUUCAAAAGUGUAACCCGUUUCACCCUUGCGGGCCGGCCCGGCCCGGCCCGUAUAAAUCGGGCCAAAAUCGGGCCGGGUCAAAACGGGCCGGACUGGCCCGUUUUGACAUCCCUAACUAGCUAUAGUUUACGCCGCACGAAUCUCGAGUUCGAACUUCAACUGCCAAUCAUUGUGCUCUAGGGUAGGUUUCCAUAUGGCCUAGUGUAAAAUCGCGGUACUUCAGUUUCUGAUUUUUCUCUUGCUUCUAGGGUUUGGAAUACUGAAAUUUUCGGUAAAUGUUUAUUUCUGAGAGAAAAAGAACUUCAAGUAAGUUGGCAAUGUAGGGAGUGGAUGCCAAAUAAUUUGUAUGCUUCGGGAGUUCGGAUCAGAGAUAUGGACGUUCCCAAUCUGCAAGUCCUCGUAGAAUCUUUGCCAAUGUGUGUUUCUGAUUUAUAAAGGAGUGAGGGUAGACAAAUAUGAUUAGUACUUUGGUUGUGAUUGGAACGGGGAAGAGGGGGCGGGGGAAGAAUAGGAGGUACCUGGGUAAAAAUUCCCCCCACAAACCACGAGUUUCUCAUUGACCUAGGCUUGUUUGCUGCUAUGCGGUUUAAGUCCCUUCGAAUACCUCCUUAUAUUGAAAAUGAUUUUGAGAGUCUCUGAGAGGGUUGCGCUAUGGGGUUCUGAGCGGCGGUUCUCAUCGUCAAAUUUGAAUUACAACAGACCGGUGACGGUAUGCGGCCUCCGUUCAGGCUACAAAGCGCGGCGGCGCACAAGGAUACUCUCCAAAGAAAGCAUUCAAGUCAUUCACGCGCUUAAACUCGCCAAAUCCCCGGACCACGUUCUCGACGCCAAACUCUCACGCCUUUUGAAACCCGACGCCUUAAACCUGUUCGACGAAUUGCUAAGACAAAACGAACUCAGUUUAUCCCUCAAGGUUUUCCACUUCAUUCGCGAGGAGGUGGGGCAUGAUACGCUGCUGCAACUCUACGCCGACAUGAUUCUGUUGCUCGGAAGAAACAUGAAAAUCGACAUGGCGGAGGAGCUCUUCUCUCAAGUUUCGGAGAAGGGAUUGAAACCGGACACAAGGAUGUGCGGUGAGAUGAUUGGGGCGUAUUUGCAAGCUGGGAUGACGGAGAAGGCGAUGGAGAUAUACGGGUCCAUGAAGGAAUGGGGUUGUUCCCCCGAUAAGUUCAUUUUCACUGUACUCAUCACAAAUUUAGAAAGAAACGAACAACAGCAACAUCAACAACUGGUGGAGUCUCUCAAACAAGACUGUUUUCACUAUGUGGAGUUUCCUGAUAAAUUCCUUCAACAACUUCAACAAGAUAAACCCAGAAAGAGACGUGUGGAUCUUGUAUGAAAUUUUGCAGCUUCUGCUUCAGGGUGGUGUUGUUGGCUCUUGUUUACACAAAAUUGAACUUGAAUUGAAAUCUUAGGUUAUAGUGAUCAGUAUAUGCUCUUGGCAUGUAAAAACAUUAGUAGUAGACUUGUACCUCAUAAAUAUGAUGAUGUUUUCACGUGUUAUAAGUAGUGCUUGUGAUAUUGAUUUGAAAGUUGGAGUUUUCUAUUUGGAGAAUAACGUUUAUAUACAGUAAUAUUAGGGUGUGGGGCAACGAAAAUACAAACAAUCCUGUUGAAACAAACUUGUAUUUAAACACUUCUCCUUUUAUCAUUGUAUUACAAAUC
This is a messenger RNA of Vigna unguiculata (cowpea), 1832 nucleotides long. RefSeq names its product pentatricopeptide repeat-containing protein At1g62350-like. Gene Ontology annotation, molecular function: RNA binding; protein binding. Gene Ontology annotation, biological process: Group II intron splicing; chloroplast organization. The record is from RefSeq and is a predicted model, not a curated record. NCBI's taxonomy places the organism in Eukaryota, Viridiplantae, Streptophyta, Magnoliopsida, Fabales, Fabaceae.